AAUUAUCUACAGCCACUACCUUCCCUUUUAGCCAUAUCUCCUUCUCCCAUUAGCCUAAGCCCUCCCUUGUUAAAGCAAACACCAAUCAAGUAGCCAUGCUAAUAAGCUUAUCUUCCUCUCUAUCCCCUUCCCCUUCGUCUUCUCUCCCAAGAUUCUCUAACUCAAAGUCACCCAUUUUAGAGUCAUCCUCAUUAAAGCGCAAAACCACCCAUUUUUUUAAACCUCUUUCCUCUUCGCUUUGCUAUUCAUCAAACCUCAAUUCUCACUCCAAGACUCCCCUUUUCACCAGAUGCCCUCUUGGGAAAAGGUUGGACUUUAGGUCAUGGGCUGUCUCUGGAUUUGACUUAGGGAACUUUGAAUCUGUUUUAGAGGCAGUUGGAGUGUUGACAGCCAUUAUUGUUGUUCAUGAAAGUGGUCAUUUCCUUGCUGCUUAUCUACAGGGUAUUCAUGUAAGUAAAUUUGCUGUUGGGUUUGGUCCAAUUUUAGCUAAAUUUAAUGCAAGGAACGUUGAAUAUUCUAUUAGAGCUUUUCCUUUGGGUGGGUUUGUGGGGUUUCCUGAUAAUGAUCCGGAGAGCGAUAUACCAGUAGAUGAUGAGAAUUUGCUUAAGAAUAGACCGAUAUUGGAUAGAACGAUAGUGAUAUCAGCUGGUGUUAUUGCCAAUAUCAUCUUUGCUUAUGCUAUAAUCCUUGCUCAAGUAUUAUCAGUUGGUUUGCCUGUGCAAGAGGCCUUUCCUGGGGUGCUUGUUCCUGAAGUUCGAGCCUUUUCUGCUGCUUCCCGUGAUGGGUUGCUUCCCGGCGAUGUAAUUCUUGCUGUUAAUGGAACGAAUUUGCCUAAAACUGGGCCCAAUGCAGUAUCCGAGGUUGUUUAUGUCAUUAAGAGUAGUCCUAACAAGAAUGUGUUGCUUAAGGUUGAGAGGGGGGAACAGAAUUUUGAAAUUGGCGUCACCCCGGAUGAGAGUUUUGAUGGAACAGGUAAAAUUGGAGUUCAAUUAUCAAACAAUGUAAAGAUUACCAAGGUUAUAGCUAAGAACAUCUUCGAGGCAUUUAAUUUUGCUGGAGAAGAAUUUUGGGGUCUUUCAUCCAAUGUGGUGGAUAGCUUGAAACAAACUUUUUCAAACUUCUCUCAAUCAGCAAGCAAGGUAUCAGGUCCAGUCGCUAUAAUUGCUGUUGGUGCAGAAGUUGCAAGGUCAAAUAUUGAUGGACUUUACCAAUUUGCAGCUGUGCUCAAUAUUAAUCUUGCAGUGAUAAACCUCCUUCCAUUACCUGCUUUGGAUGGGGGCUCCCUGGCCUUCAUUCUCAUAGAAGCAGCUAGGGGUGGGAGAAAACUCCCUUUAGAAAUAGAGCAGCGGAUUAUGUCAUCCGGGAUCGUGCUUGUUAUUACCCUCGGAUUUUUUCUUAUUGUUCGGGAUACCCUAAACCUUGAUUUCAUCAAAGAUAUGUUGUGAUAAUUUGUUAAGGCAUCCAAAUUGAAAAUGAGUUCAAAUGGUUCGUCGCUGGUUUCUCAUCUGUUUGCUUGAUGGUGAUGUCUCAAGGUGGAGAUACUAAAGACUCUUUGUUCCUUGUUCCUAAUCGGCUGUGAAAGAGGUAUUCAUGACUUGUUCACAGUUACUAUCAUCUUAUGUGGAUCUUUCUUGUAAUUCUGUCACUGUAAUUUCUUAACUGUUUACGGCAGCACUAUAAUGGGUUUUACAGUUCCAUUCCCAAAAUUCUGUAAAGAUAUCUAUAGAAAUUACAUUCUUUUAGAA
Messenger RNA from Populus nigra (black poplar), 1745 nucleotides. Its product is annotated as membrane metalloprotease ARASP, chloroplastic-like. Gene Ontology annotation, cellular component: membrane. The record is from RefSeq and is a predicted model, not a curated record. Lineage: Eukaryota; Viridiplantae; Streptophyta; Magnoliopsida; Malpighiales; Salicaceae. The transcript has a single exon. Bases 96 to 1445 code for a protein of 449 amino acids. Gene Ontology annotation, molecular function: metalloendopeptidase activity; protein binding. Gene Ontology annotation, biological process: proteolysis.